Hordeum vulgare subsp. vulgare (domesticated barley) is the source of this 1133-nucleotide messenger RNA. RefSeq names its product protein AUXIN-REGULATED GENE INVOLVED IN ORGAN SIZE-like. Bases 423 to 863 code for a protein of 146 amino acids. Gene Ontology annotation, biological process: positive regulation of organ growth. NCBI's taxonomy places the organism in Eukaryota, Viridiplantae, Streptophyta, Magnoliopsida, Poales, Poaceae. The record is from RefSeq and is a predicted model, not a curated record. The transcript is spliced from 2 exons.
UCGCCACAACUUGCAUGGGACGCGAUGACUAAUACCCCUGGCUCUGGCUGGCUGGAUGCACUGCAUCCAGCCCCCCUGCCAUCCCUCCCUAUCCCCGCCUUCUAUCUUUUUCUUCCUUCUACCGUCUGCCUGUCUGCAUCUCUCAGUCCAUGAACGAGUGAUCGUCAAAAGCCCCGGUCGGUGCUGGAGUACUGCUGAUGUGCAUACCAAGCUUGAUGCCCAGGAAAAGAUGCUAGCUCAUGUGCCAUCGGUUUCACCAGGGUUUGUAGAUUGCCAGAUCUGAUCUGAUUCAGCAAAGAAUUCUGAGCUACCAAAGCUGCUUCAACUCAAAGCUCUAGCACUGCACUAUCUUCCACUUUAAGAAGACUCGAUCUUCACGGAAAGAGCAGAGAGAGAGGUGUCAAAAUCCAUGGUAGCUCCUCAUGUUCUUGAGCGCAAGAAAUGAAUCUUCGGAGUCGGAGGACAUCCAAGAGCUGAUCAGCAGUAGCCUCAAGUGCAACGCAUCUACGCCAGCAGACGACAUGGAGAGCGGCAGAGGCGGAGCAGGUGCCGCCGGAAGCACGUCGUCGUCGCCAUCGGCGCCGAUGGUUCUGCCGUUCCAACAGAAAGCAGGGUACAGAAGAGAGGAGGAUCCCGGUCGUUGCAGCUGCAGCGAUAGCUUCUUCGGCAAGUACUUUACGUUCCUCGUGCUCAUGUUCGUCACCGCGUCGCUGGUGAUCCUCCCGCUCGUCCUGCCGCCGCUGCCUCCGCCGCCGUCGAUGCUUAUGCUCGUGCCAGUGGCAAUGCUGGUGAUGCUCCUGGCGCUGGCAUUCAUGCCGACGUCAGGCGGCAGGGGUGCGACGAGCCCGACUGCCUACCUGUAGAUAACUAGUACGUCCUUUUCUUGUUUGCUCUUUUGGAUUUUGUGAUAGGGUAGUCAUGGAAUCAAGUUUAUGCCCAUCAAUUGAAGCCUUGAAGAUACUUCUGCUUUUCUCGGUAUUACUAAAUGAGGAUUUCUCAUGGGAUUUGUCCAGCUAAAUGAGGCCUUCGGUCAGAACAACAACCUGACUAAUUUGCGCCUUUAUUAACUGUGCUUGCUAUAUUAACACGAAACAUUGUAGUAUAAGGAGAUGAAUUCACACAGUAUUUUACCA